AUGGUUCAAAUCCACAUCAUCUUUGUCACUCGUUUCUUUGAUCUGUUCACGAGGUAUGUCUCAUUCUACAACUCUGUAACGAAGCUAGUCUUUCUUGGAACUUCAAUCGCUAUUGUUUGGUACAUGCGGUACCAUAAAGUUGUGAAGCAAACAUAUAACAAGGAUGAAGAAACCUCUAGACAUUAUUACCUGAUUCUCUCAUGUUUUGUUUUGGCGUUGUUGAUUCCCCAUAAGUAUAAUACUAUUGAGGUUUUGUGGAGUUUCUCUAUCUAUCUUGAAGCUGUGGCAAUCUUGCCCCAACUGGUCUUGCUGCAAAGGUCAAGCAGUAUUGACAACUUAACUGGAAACUAUGUUUUCCUGCUUGGUGCUUACCGAGCUUUAUAUAUCCUCAACUGGGUUUAUCGUUACUUUGCGAAGAACAAAAUCAGAUGGAUACCUUGGGUUUCAGAUCUGAUUCAGACUGCCCUCAAUGCUGACUUUUUCUACUACUAUUUUAAAAGCGGGAAGAACCAUGAGAAGCUGAAGCUGCCUGCCUGA
Molecule: messenger RNA, 537 nt
Organism: Mangifera indica (mango)
Lineage: Eukaryota; Viridiplantae; Streptophyta; Magnoliopsida; Sapindales; Anacardiaceae
Product: ER lumen protein-retaining receptor-like
Exons: 5
Coding region: 1-537 (178 amino acids)
Biological process (GO): endoplasmic reticulum to Golgi vesicle-mediated transport; protein retention in ER lumen
Cellular component (GO): endoplasmic reticulum; membrane; cis-Golgi network
Molecular function (GO): ER lumen protein retrieval receptor activity
Source: RefSeq, a predicted model, not a curated record